GGAUUUACGAUACCACGCUGGCCGUACGGCCGUUAGUGUAGUCGGUAGUACGACAGUGCAGGUAACAUGUGAGAAGUUUGGUUUUGCUUUAUCAGACUUUAUUAGAGAUAUAAUAAACUUGAAACUGCUCGAGGCGUCAUGCACGAAAGGUCGCUCCCCGCCUCUCCCAACUGGUACUGCUCCCGCUGCAGUGAUGUCAGCAGCAGCGGUUUACUGGGCGUCGGAGCCAAAAACAUCAUCUAUUUGAUUGACGUGUCUGCAUCCUCCUGCAGGGUUAUAGGUGAGCUUGUGGGCCAUAAAGACUUUGUGUCGGGCUUUUCAUUCUGUCAGCAUGCAGGGCAGAGUCACAUCUGUGUCAGCUCCUCCAAUGAUGGGAGUGUUCGCUUCUGGGACUCAGACAGCAAGGUUCUUAUAAAGGAACAUGCAGCCCAUCAGAACCCCGUCGCAGCGGUGCACUGGUCUCCGGUGGAUAAAAACCUGGUGGUGUCGGGGGAUGAGAAGGGCAUUGUGGUCUGUCACUGGUACCACACAGGAGACACCGCCAGCUUCUUCCCCGAGCCCAGGACCAUCUUCUGCCUCACCUGCUCCCCUCACACCUGGAGCUCUGUGGCUGUGGGGUACAAAGAUGGGAUGAUCGUGCUGAUUGAUGUGAGCAAGAAAGGCGAGGUGACGCACCGUCUCCGCGGGCACGACGAUGAGAUCCACUCGCUGGAGUGGUCGCCGCUGGCCAGCGAGGACGCCCUCUACAGCAGACCUGAGGACGGUGAAGGUACAACCAGUGGAGUGAAGGGCUGCUAUCUUGCAUCUGGGAGCAAAGACCAGACAGUGAGGAUCUGGAGCUCAGCCAAGGGAAAAGGUGUGAUGACUCUGAAGCUGCCGUACGUGAAGAAAAGAGGCUCUGCAGUCGACCCCGGGGUCAAAGAGAGACUCUGGCUCCACGUCCACUGGCCGAAGGGACGACCGACACAACUUGUGUCCAGCUGCUUCUGUGGUGAGUUGGUCAUGUGGGACUUAACCAGGACAGGGAAGCAGAGGUGGACUCUGUUUGGGACAUCUUCGGAGGGUCAGAACCACAGCAGGAUCAUCUUCAACUUGAGUUCCGUCCACCUGCAGGAUAACAGGGAGCUGCUCGUCAGCACCUCCAUGGACAGAGAGAUUAAAUGCUGGGACCUGGCCUCUCUGGACUGCUGCUGGACUCUGCCCACCCUGGGUGGUUUCGUCUACGCCCUGACCUUCUCCCCUGUGGGUGCAGGGUGUCUGGCGCUGGGCGUCGGUGACAACAUGAUCCGGGUGUGGAACACACUGACCACCCAGAACCAGUACGACACCAGGUCCUUCUGGCAGGGCAUCAAGUCAAAGGUCACAGCGCUGGCGUGGCACCCAAAAAAAGAAGGAUCCUUGUCGUUUGGAACAGAUGAUGGUAAAGUUGGUAUCUACGAUGUCUUCUCAAACAAACCUCCUCAAAUAUCGAGCUCCUAUCAUCGAAAAACAGUGUACACAUUGGCCUGGGGACCCCCAGUCCCCCCGAUGUCAUUUGGUGCAGCAGGAGGAAAGCCGUCCUACAGCCUGUACAGCUGCGCCGGCGAAGGCGUCAUCCUGCAACACGAUCCGUCUAAGCUGAGCGGGGAGGCGUCAGACAUCGACAAGCUGAUCCGAGACACCAACAACAUCAAGCACAAGCUGUCUCCGCACACCGACCUCAGCUGGAAGCCAGAUGGGAAAGUGGUUGCCAUCGGCAACGAGGACGGGUGUAUUGAUGUGUAUCAGGCUCCCAGUCUGAAGCUGCUGUGCAGCAUCCAGCAGCACCACAAGAUCAUCAACACGUUACGGUGGCAUUACGACCACAGCUCUCCGCCAGAGCUGCACUGCCUCCUGGCCUCGGGCUCCAGCAAUGCCACCGUCUACGUUCACGAUCUCCGCUCCGUCAUAGAGAAUCCUCCAGAGAGCCCUGUGGUGUUGACGGAGCCAUAUCGCAGGCUGUGUGGACAUACAGCUAAAAUCACCGGCAUGGCCUGGAGUCCACACCAUGACGCCCGGCUGGUCACAGUCUCAUAUGAUGGCACAGCCCAGGUGUGGGAGGUGGUGCAGGAGGAGGCUGUCUCUAACUACCGGGGUCAUGUUGGUUAUCUGCUGUGCGUGGACUGGUCACCUGUCGAUCCGGAUGUGAUCUGGACUGGAGGGAAGGACUUCACCCUGCAGGAGUGGAGAGUUUCCAAACAACAGUUUAAAAAGCCACCUAAAGGGAAAAAGAUGGUCGACCUGAAAGAGAAGAUGAAGACCAAUACCAAGCAGAAGAAGAAGAACAAGAAGGCGUCGAGUGUCGGAGGAGCCGCACCGCUAGAGAUGAACGGAGAGACAGUAACAGGCGGAGAGAAGGCAGCGAUGGGACAGGAGCUGUCUGGUGAAGAUGAGGAAGAUGAAGUCAGCUCAACAAACAGUCCUGUACCUCCACCAGCCACUUUUGAGAUGCAAAGAAAAUCCUCAACUGCCACAAAAAGCAAAGACAAACCCGACUUGCUGAAGAAGAAGAAGCCUCGCUCAAUGUUGCCCAUCAGUACCUCCAUGGACCAUCGGCCCAAAGAGGACCUGCUGCAAGACUGCAUCACUCUGGCCUCUGUCAAACACAGCAGUGCGCCCCCUGCAGGCUGUGUCCCAGGCCAGGGAGAGCACAUCCAUCUGGGCCUCUUCUCAGACAGACUGGCCCUCUACCGCAUGUUUGAAGCUGAAGAGGAGGGUCAUGUGGAGGCGGGUCACUACGACUCUGUUGUGUACCUGCGGCUGUGGAGUGGAGACCUGGAGGGGGCGCUGCAGCUCGCCACAGAGAAAGGAGAGCUGAAUGACCACCUGCUCUCCGUCGCUCCUAUGGCUGGGUUCGAGGUGUGGAGCCGAACAGUUGAGGCCUUCAUCAAGCAGCUGUGUCUGCAGGAGCAGUACCUGAAGGCGGCCUCCCACCUGCUGUCAAUCAACAAGCUGUAUGAAGCCGUUGACCUGCUGUGCUCUCACAAGCUCUACAGGGAAGCCAUAGCUCUGGUCAAAGCCAGGCUGCCGGCAGACGAGCCCGUCCUGAAGGAGCUCUACACCUGCUGGGCCGCCGUGCUGGAGAAGGAUGGACAUUUCUCUGCAGCCGCUAAAUGUUACCUGGCUGCUGGUGCCAGUUUCGAUGCUGCUAAAGUUAUCGCCAGGAAGAAUGACGUCUCUUCGCUGAGGACCGCGGCCAGUCUAGCGAGAAUCUCAGGAGAGGUCGCUCUGGCUGAGUCGCUGGCACUGCGGUGCGCUAAAGACCUGGCUCUGGCUCAGGACUGGGUCGGAGCCCAGGAGGUCCUGAGCUCACAGGAGAGCCUGCUGGUCCACAAGCUGCAUCUCUGCGUCGCUGAGCUGCUGGCUGUGAUGCUGGCAGACUCUCAAGCUGAAUCUCAGUCCUGCGUCUCCAGUCACACGUGGGCGUUGCCAGGUGAGUGUCACAUCAGCAUCCAGGAUCACGUGAGAGACGUGUGGGAGGAGCAGUUUGGCGUUUCACAAACGUCAGCAGGACACCGCAGCGUCGGAGCUCUUCUGCAGGAGCUGAAGUCUCUGGAGAGUCCAACACCCACCGCCAACGUUCCUCUCAGACAGGUUCAGCUGUAUUCAUCCCUCCAUCUGACCCGUGCUGUGUUGAGCUGGUUAUUGGACGAUGAUGGACAGCUGAUAAAGGAGUUAUGGCAGGCGGUGGCCUGGCUCAGAGACGCCGGACACGUCUGUGUCUCUGCAGCGCUCUGCAGGCUGCUGUUCUCUGACGGUGAUGUCAGUGUUUGUUCCAGGAAACAUCCCAAAACACUUCAUCACACAGAAGAAGAAGCCAAAGCUGCUGCCAGCAGUCUGCAGGCUUUUGUCCAUUACCAGCAUCUGUACGAUCACUGGUGGAGCAACUCCAUCCAGAUCCAGAACAGAUUUUCCCUCUCAGCAGCUGACUCCAGUCCCGGAGACGAGGUGGAGGACAAAGUGGUGAACGGAGAUGCAUCAAAGUCAGAAGAGAGUGUCUGCCCGGCGACCAGGACGUUUGAUAAACUGGACUUUGAUGCGUCUCUGCUUCUGUCUGAGCGUCACGCUGCCUGUCAGGCCACUCAGAGGUCAGUGAGAGAGAUCCAGGAGCGUCUGGCAGCCAUGGUGCUGCAGCACAGCAGAGCCCAGGGAGGGCAGCUCGACUCUGGGGAGAAAGAGGCCUACGCGCCCACGCAGAGCUCCAGCACCAGAGAGUCAUCAGACGGCCAGGGGUCCGCUGAUGCCGGGCAAGGGCCUGAGUACCAGGAGACUCUGCUCUCUUUGUCUUCCAAGAUGUCAGAACACCAGAAACAGCUGGCUGACCUGCCUGACACAAUCAAGAUGUAUCCACACCCAGACGUUGUUGAAUGCUGCCUGGUUCUCUUGCACCUCAGCAAGUCUUCACCGUCUGUCUCUGAGUCCCUGCAGCAAGAAGCAAAAGAUCUGCUCCGCAAAUAUGGAACGAAUCCCUCUGUCCUCAAAGCCUCACAGCGAUUCCUCACCUGACUGUUUCAUUAGUAGACUGAAAGAAGCACUUCCACUGUACAGCUAUUUGUUGAAUAAAAAAAUCUUAAAUUACAA
Messenger RNA from Siniperca chuatsi (mandarin fish), 4599 nucleotides. RefSeq names its product gem (nuclear organelle) associated protein 5 (gene gemin5). Gene Ontology annotation, molecular function: protein binding. The transcript has 28 exons. The record is from RefSeq and is a predicted model, not a curated record. NCBI's taxonomy places the organism in Eukaryota, Metazoa, Chordata, Actinopteri, Centrarchiformes, Sinipercidae. Bases 139 to 4524 code for a protein of 1461 amino acids.